Balaenoptera ricei (Rice's whale) is the source of this 855-nucleotide messenger RNA. It is a transcript of the gene ZGLP1, whose product is annotated as zinc finger GATA like protein 1. The record is from RefSeq and is a predicted model, not a curated record. The transcript is spliced from 6 exons. Gene Ontology annotation, molecular function: sequence-specific DNA binding; zinc ion binding. Gene Ontology annotation, biological process: spermatogenesis; oocyte development; regulation of transcription by RNA polymerase II. Bases 1 to 855 code for a protein of 284 amino acids. Gene Ontology annotation, cellular component: nucleus. NCBI's taxonomy places the organism in Eukaryota, Metazoa, Chordata, Mammalia, Artiodactyla, Balaenopteridae.
AUGGAGGCCGAGCCAGCCCCGGACUUGUCGAUGCUUCGAGAGCUGCUGACGCCGCCCUGUCUGGACCCCGAACCGCCCCCGGAACUCCCCACCCAGCAGGCACCAAGGACUCCAGGAUGCCUCAGACCCAGUGGCAGGUCCUUCUGGCCUGCACACCAGGACUUGGUCACCGACUUGCACUUCCUCCAAGAGCCAGCAGAGGGGCUGGCCCAGUCCCCCACCUGGGACACCCAGGCCCUAGGGCCCUGCUGGGAGCCGAAGGCCCUGGAGACUCUGGGAGCCCUACCUCUGGCCAAGGAUGCCAAGAACAUGCUGACCCCAGUCAGCCAGCAGAGCCCCGGCCUGGGGCCCCGAGUGGCUCCCCCGGCCUCUUCAGCCCAGCCACAGAGGAAACCCCGGAAGCAGUCGAACCCCCAGCGGGGCGCCGAGAAAGUGGACCCCCAGUUCGAGGGGGUGACCCUGAAGUUUCAGAUAAAGCCAGAUUCCAGCCUACAGAUCAUACCCACCUACAGCCUGGCCUGCAGCAGCCGCUCUCAGGGUCCCCCGCCAGGCCCUGCCAGAGGCCCAGAGGCCAACGCAGGAGGCAGCGAGUCCCUGGGGCGCCGACGCUGUGCUUCCUGUAGGACCCAGAGGACCCCACUCUGGAGAGAUGCCGAAGAUGGGACCCCCCUCUGCAAUGCCUGUGGUAUCAGGUACAAGAAAUAUGGCACCCGGUGCUCCAGCUGCUGGCUGGUGCCCAGGAAAAGUGUCCAGCCCAAGAGACUGUGUGGCAGAUGUGGGGUGUCGAUGGGUCCCCCCCCAGUCCCAACUCAGGAAGGGUCUCCCGUAGCUGCUGCCUUCGCAUCACUGGAGUGA